Nasonia vitripennis (jewel wasp) is the source of this 10333-nucleotide messenger RNA. It is a transcript of the gene mu2, whose product is annotated as probable serine/threonine-protein kinase DDB_G0282963. The transcript is spliced from 7 exons. NCBI's taxonomy places the organism in Eukaryota, Metazoa, Arthropoda, Insecta, Hymenoptera, Pteromalidae. Gene Ontology annotation, molecular function: protein binding. The record is from RefSeq and is a predicted model, not a curated record. The coding region runs from base 233 to 8662 and encodes 2809 amino acids.
GACAUGAUCCGGCAACGUGCGAGCGAAACCUUUCUCCAGUAAUAUCGGCAGGUUAUGUAUGAGCGAAAAAAAGUCGAGAAAUAUUUAUCACGCCGCUAAUCUUCGAAGAAGUGCGAAAAAUCUCUACUCCGGAAAGAUACCGGGAAAACGGCAGCCAACUAUGUACGUUCGACAGUGAGGCCGAAGUGUGGUUUUCGGAGAGAAACAAGUUUGACAAGAGAACAAAGAAAAAAUGGAUCUACCAGCUACGCAGGCUAUGAGCGAGGAUGAAUUUCCAGCUACCCAGCAGGUCGUGAACAAUGAGAAGGAGGAAAAAACUUUGGUGGGCACACUGCUAAUUAACAAGCAAACCUAUUCCAUUUUUUCCGGACUCACCAAAAUUGGCAGACAUCCUAAUUGCGAAAUCGUGCUUAACAGCGAGACGGUUUCUAAAAUACAUGCAGAAAUUGAAGCAACAUCUCCUAACAGGCCUGUUUUUAUAAAAGAUCUUAAAUCAUCAAAUCUGACAAGGAUUAACAGAGGAAAAUUAAGGCCAUAUUCUUUAUAUCAAGUAACUGAUGGGAAUGAGUUGAUAUUUGGAAAUGUUAUAGCAAUAUUUAAACUGUAUCAACCAAUUGAUGAUUCCUUAGUAUCGUGUACACCUCAAGUCAACCGAAAACUGAAAGCAAUCAUACCUGGCACGCCUGACUCCUCAAUGAAUACAUCAUCUGCAUCUGAAAGUGAUAACUCCAUUAUACCUGGCACACAAACGGAUAAGAUUGAUUCUAACUUCCGACUUCCUGGAAUUCCAGUCAGAUCUUCCAGAAGUGAUGAACAUAGAAGCCCAAGAGUUCCAGCAUUUACUCUCGACGAUCUUCCAUCGCCAUUGUCUAAAGAAAAAAAAAGGCAUGAUGACAUUUGCGAAGCUAAAACUCAAAGACCUUCUACAAGUAAUGAAACAGAAGGUCAUGAUAGUAGUGAUGAUAUUUACACUGCUGCAACUCAAAAAGCUUCAAAAAUUGUCAAACCUGUCACUUCAGAUGAGAACAUAUACGAUAUGGCAACGCAAAGGCCAAUUGAUUCUGAUGAAGGAACUGAUGAGUUAGAAAAUGUAACGACUCAACGACUAAACUAUAAGUAUCCACAAUCGAGCAAAGUAACAGACAAUCAAUCUAUUAAUGAUCUUGAAACACAACCAUUUGAUGCUGAAAAAUUGAAUUCAGUUAAAAGAAAGUCUCUUGACGCGUCUAUAUACAGUGCUUUAACUCAGAAAAACGUACCCGAUAAUUCAGACAACGAAUCUAUUGAAGAUCUUGAAACACAGCAAUUUAAUCUCGCAAAUAAUGUAUCAAUUCACAGCGCUGCAACGCAGAAAAAUGAUUAUACUAAGUCAAAUAGUAAAUCAAUUGAAGAUCUGGAAACUCAAGCAUUUGAUACCCGAAAAUCAAGUGUUUUUAAUGGGGAUUUAAAUGAUGUGUCUAUCCAUAGCGCACCAACUCAGAAAAACGUUUGCAAUGAACCAACUGAAACUAUUGAGGAUUUGGAAACUCAACAAGUAGACAUGAGAAAAUCGAACAGUUCUAACAAUAGUUCACAUGAUGUAUCAAUUCAUAGUGCUGCUACGCAAAAAAAUGUUUCUAAAGACUUGAGCAAAUCUAUGGAAAACUUAGAAACUCAGCAGUUUGACUUGCAAAAAAAGGCGUUGAAAAGAGAAUCUUAUGAUGAUUCUAUCUACAGUGCCACAACACAGAAAGUUAAUAAUGAGGCUCCGCAUGAAUUUAUAGAAAAUGUAGAAACACAAAAAUUUGACGCUAAUAAACCAGAAAAGUUCGUAGUACCCAGUCCGUUUCAAAGGGAAUGUAAUAAGUCACUCGAUGUUUCCGAAACAGAAAGAUGUAUACCUGUAGAUAAUAUUCUCGAAUCUAUAGAAAAUAUGGAAACACAACACUUUGUGACCACCACUACAUCUGAAACAUCUACUUCAAAUAAAGUAACCGAUGAGUCCAUUCAUGCAGCCGAGAUUCUCAAGCUUAGAUCUGCCGAGCCAAACAAUGAAUCCAUAGAUAAUUUAGAAACAGAACAAUUUAUCAACAAAACAACAAAUGAAAUAAUUGAUGAAUCCACAGAAUCAAUGCAUCUUGUUGAUGAAAGUCCAAGAAUUUCUAGUUUAUCCUUUACAUCUCAAAAUACAUCACCCGUAGAUCUAAAGGAUACUAAAGAAUCAUCAUCUAACGCUGGUAUUCAAAGAAUAGAACAAGAAAAUGAGCAAAAUAAUACUAGUGAAAACCCAAAUAAUUCCAAUUUACAAUUUAAAGAGCCGUUAGUGUCUUCAUCUAUUACAUAUAGUAAUACAACCAAUACAAUAAAUGAUAAAGAAAUCAGUGUAUCAAAAAGUGUUGGAAACAAUGAGGAAGAAAAGAGUAUAUUAGAAGGAGAGAACGAAGAAGAAAUGUUUUCGCAAAAUUUAAUUGAAGAUUGUCCAUUUGCUUUCCUUCCUGAAGAAUCAGUUAGUAAUAAAAACCAAUCAUCUACUAUAUCUCAAAUUGAAGAAAAAACUAAAAUAAAAGAGAACAAAAUAAUUAAUGGUAGCAUCUUUAAUGCUUCUACAAAUACUGAAAUCCAUAAGUCUGAAGCAGCUGCAAGUAAAUCUCACGAUAUUAUUAACGAAAGUGACUCUGAAACUGAUGAAGAGGGUGUCUUCACCAAUCAGUCAUCCAACGAAGAUAAAUGUAAUCAAUCUAGUUCUAAGUAUACCUCAAAAACCGGGAAAGACGCCGUACCUAACGAAGCAGAUUCCGAAACAGAUGAAGAAGGUGCUUUCUCUAAUCACUUAUCUAAUCAAAGCGAAGGCGAUGUUAAAAAUAGUAAACAGAAUAAUGAUAAAAUUAGAGAAAAUGAUUCGGAAACUGAUGAAGAAGGUGUAUUUUCAGAUCGUAUGGUUAAAGAAAAGAAAAACCAAUCUUCUUUAUCUAAAAAAGACAAUAAUGUUGACAGUGAUGAAGAUAUUUUUGACAAUAUACCUGAUGACGAUGGAAAAACUGAACUUAACGAAUCAGUAAUUUUAUCAUCUAAACCUGAUAGUUUAAUUCAUCAAGAUUUGAUAUUUGAUGAUAACUGUGAAGAAAAAAGCACUAUCAUUAAAAAAUCUCAUACAGCUAAUACAAAGUCAUUUGAGGAUAACAAAAUCAAUGAUAUUGAAGUUGACGAUCUUGCUUCUACACAGUUAAUUAACACUGGCAUGACUGAUAACUUUUUAGCAUCAACGCAAGUAAUAUCUAAAGAAAAAGAUUCGGCGAAAAAGACUGGUGAAAAUUUUGAUGAUCUUGAAUUAGUACCGACUCAAAAAAUCGUGGACACCCAAUAUACGGAAUCGCAGUUUCCUGCGCAGAAUAGUAGUAGACGAUCCAAUGAUCGCUGGAAUACAAAUAGUACUAUUGACUUAGCACCGACCCAAAAACUUACAGACACGCAAUUGUGUACGGAAUCUCAAUUUGCUACUUCAAUUAACAAACAAUUAAACGAUUGUAGCAAUGCAGUAAAUAAACUUGACUUGGCGUCGACCCAAAUUAUUACAGAGACGCAAUCUUGUACAGAAUCUCAAUUCGCUAAACCAGUUGGCAAACAAUUAAAUGAUAAAUGUAACACAGAAAAGAAAGCUGUCGUUGCAGAGACGGCACCUUGCACGGAACUUCAAUUAGCUACAGAAAUUAAUGAUGAACUACCAAACGAUCUAAUAAACAGAAACGCUGACAUUGAAGAUUUAGAAUGUAAAAAUGCUCCAACUAAAGAUAGCAAUGAUUUAGAACAGAAGUUGUCACUUAGCCAAUCAAAACGACAACUAGAAGAAUUAGAAAUUACUUGUAACAAAAAAGUGAAGACUACUGAUGAUGCACAGAAUGUACAAUCAGACCUGUUUGAUAAUGUAGAAAAAGAUUUAGGCGAAAUGUUUGAAGGGCCUGAAAAUAAACCAUCAGAAGUAGACCAGUCAGCAUUGCUAACACAGCAGUUGGAAAAUAUUUUGGAAUCUAGUCAAAAUGAUGACAGUUUUGUAACCGAUUUGAAUGAGUCGAAACCAUCUCCAACGCUCAGCUCUGGAAGAAUUUCCAAAACUAAAAAUCGUCGCAGAGCAAUGCUCCUUGGAAAAGCUGACCCUCUUAGUCCACUAGUAAAACCAGUAAUUAAUCUCAACGAUACUAUUGAGAGAAAUUUGAAUAAAUUAUUUGACGACAAUGUCAAUAAUAUGAAGGCGUACGAAACUGACGAAAUGAUGACACAACAGUUAAAGAGCAUUCUUCAAUCGCAAGAUGACCAUCAUAUGACAAACAAUGAAGAUAUUACAGUAACGAAAUCGCCAGUUUUGAGCAAGACUUGCGAGAAGAAGAAAAAUCGAUUAAGCCUGUCAGUGAAUCUUAAUGCUUCGUCGACUUCUAAGAAACAAGCAAAACAGCAAACACCAAAACCAUCAUGUGUGCAACCAAGUUCAAGCAAUAAAACUGUAGAGUUGCAAGAAGCCGACGAAUACUUAGCGAAUCUCAAAUCCAACAAAACACGCAACGCCACAGAUACUCUAUCCGAUGAAGAACGAAUCCAUUCUCAGUCAUCCACUGAUAACGAAAGGGAAAUCGUAUACAAGCGCGGAAUGAUAGGUUUCUCCUCUACGAUGCGACCAGUAAGUACCAAAGAACCAGUAGCGCUCUUAGAACUAAAAGGUAGAAGCUUUACAAGUGACAGUCAGUCUGACGGUGAUGAGUCCAGUAUCCUCGGCCAUACAAAACGCUUUAGUUUGAGUCUGUCAAAGCAUGUAGAUCUAAACUCGUCGCUGUCCUCGUUGAGCGAUCAAGAGGUAGGAAAAAAACUUACUGCAAAGCCAUCGACACUGUCGCUGAAGAGAACAGGUAAUAAACAUCCUUCUAGUUCUUCAAAUCACCCAAAGAGGGUACUCGCACGAGGAACUCGUGGCUUCACGAGCGAAUUGCAGCCGAUCGAGAGCGAAGAUCUUGUCUCAGCUGCGUCGACUGAGAGCGACGAGGAACUACGAAGCCUUCCCACCACCAGCAAAAAGGUCUGUACAACCAAACUUUAUCGUAAGGUAACCGUAAACUUAACUAAGCUCUCGCCGACGACGGUCGCCAAAAUAACGUCGAAAAUACCAACGAGUGAGAAGGGCUCGGACCCCGACAGCGAUGACAGUGAGUUUCUUAAAAGCAUGCCUUCCAUCAAAAUAGCCGGUACUGUGGAUUGUCCGCCGACGGAUUCACAGCUAGCCGCGCCUAGCGACCCCGAGGACGAUGACGACAGUCUUAAGGUCCCUUCGCCCGUAGAUAUUGUUAUACCGCCCAAGUGGAACUGGUAUCUCCAAAAACGUUACGAUCUUGUAUACAAGAAGAACGCAGUUAAAUCUCUUAAGAGGACUCCUAAAAAGGAUAAAGAUGAAAAUCAAUCAGAUUCACCUUCACUUCAGAAGCAUGAAGCCAAGAUAUUGAGCGUCGACGAGAUUCUAGCGGAGAUCGAUGCAAAUAGGCCUAUUGGCAGAAAACGCAUUUUGGUUACUCCGAAGCAACGCAGGACAAGAAGAAGAUCCGCAAGUGACUCAGAUGAGAACAACGUCGUCGAAAAGACCGUAAAUACGAGAUCGAAGCAGGCUCAAAGCUCAACUCAAGUCAAAGGGAAAACCAACAGUACACCAGACCAGUCACCGAAAUUUGACAUUGAAAUGGUGAAGGGAAACGAGAACAGCUCGUUCAGCAAAGCUCAGAGAGACAACAGCGACUCUGAGUCGGAGUCGAGCAUCAUACCUAAAUUCACGCCACUGCCACAAUUCAAUCUUAACGUGAACUAUGUCGAUUCCGAUUCAGACUCGGAGUUUGAGCAGAUGCGCCUGGCCUGCAAGCGUACUUUGGCAAAACCGAGCACCUAUGCUCCUCUAGUACGAAGCUCCAGAGGUGGCCGAAUACCGAGGGCGAAGCGGACCAGCGAGAAAACCUCCCCUGUUUUAACGAGACGACGGCAUCAAAGUGCGUUAAGCAAAUGCAAUUCACUGAACGUAACGCAUACCGACAACGAUCGAAAAGCCGAGAUCUUGUGCGAAGCUGGGACUGUUGAUCAAAGUGCCUUUGUUUUUCAGGAGGCCGGCGACAGUUCCAAAGCAGAAGGGGUGCCGAAAACAAUCCAGUCAAGGAUGUCAAGCCUGACGAUUAUUCGGACUAAACGCUCCGUGGCUUCGGACGUGGACGACGCGCAGAAUCGACCCCCCAAGCGCUCCAAAACUACACCUGUGGACGAGGAGCGCCCCAAGCUUCAGCAGCUUUCGGUACUUAUAUCCCCGCUAAGCAACAAACCCCUUGCAAAACGUUUCUUUGGUCGCUUUAACAUCCCUGAUGCUAACCAGUCGUCCAAUUUUAAACAGCCGGCUCCAGUCAGCGUCGCCGAUCCGGACAAGAAGAGGGUCAGUAAGGUGCCUAAGACACUGGACAGCUUCGUGGUCAAUUACAACUCAAAGAAUAUAACGGACUCGUCCGACACAUCGGCGAUCGAGAAUAGCGUUGUCGAGGAAACGCAGAAUGAGAAGAGCAAUAGAUCGCAAACUAGAGGCAGAGCUGCGGCGGCGAACAGAAAGAAAACGAAGCAUGAGGCGCUGACCGUACACAGUAACAAUUCUAGCAAAGAGAAUCUUGUGGUGGAGAAUUCCGACGUCGAAAGCGCUCCGUAUACGUCAAAAGCUCGAAAUAUAAGGCUAAAAAGAAACCUAAAUAUUACAGACCCAUCUGUAAUUAAAAAUAGUAGUAAGGAUGAAAUAUCAAAUAGCAGCGUCGAAAGUGAUAGUAAAACAAAAAAAAGAGGUCGAGCUACUCGACAAAAGAAAGCUAUGUCGGUAAAAGAGCCGGUCGUAACUAAAAAAGUAGCUACUAUUAUACAAGAUUCAGAUGCAGAAGAAUCAGAUGAAUCGGAAUUCCUUAAAAAGGAGUCUAAAAAUAAGUUAGUUGAGACUAUUAAAUCGUCUCAUUCGGGGAAAUCAAAUAAUUCAAAAGUUAUUGAAGCAGAAUCUCAAAAUGAAAAGGAAAAAGAUGUCGAACAAAUGAUUUCAGGCAAAUCGAAUAAAAGUGACGUUAAUGUUACUAAAAGUAAGCGAACUCGACGCGUUAAAGAAUCAGAUUUAGAAAAAAAGGAUAGCUCAUUGGAUGCUGUUAGUAAGAAAAUUAAUACUCGAACUAGGCGAGGCAUAAAAGUCGAUAAUUCAAGUUUAGAAGAGUCAAGUAGUUCUGACAGUGCAGCUACAAAGGGGAAUAAAAGUGAUCAAGAUAAAAAUGUGAAAGAAUCAGUUUUAGAAAAAUUUAAUGCUGAUGUUAAUAAAACAAGUAAAAAUAGACAAAUUAAACAAGCAGAUGCAAUCAAAAUUAAAUCCAACGUAGAAGAGUCACAUGAGGAUGAAGUGACAUUGGAUUCGGAUUUAGGAAUACCAGAUCCAUCAACUAAACCAAGUAGAAGUAGUCGCGCUACAAAAACAAAUGUCACUCUUAAUAAAGGAACAAGGAGUAGAAAAGCAAACGCGCGUGAUCAGUCGUCAGAUUCAGUAUUUUCAGAAAGCGAUGCUGAAAAAGAUAGAAACGUAUCUUUGGCAAAUAAAAGUAGUAGUUCUCGCCCAGUGAGACAAACAAGGGCGCGUAAGGCGUCUACAAACGUAAGCACGGUUGAUACUCCUUCGUCAGAAGAAUCGCAAGAAAUAGCCGAAAUCCUGCAAAACAGUAGCGGAGAAGAAGCAAACAGAAGUCGGAAACGUAAUGCACGCAGAGCAAAAAAUACCCCGAACAGUUCUGAAGACACCCAGGAUUCUGAAAGCAAUAACACCCAGGAAGAUAAUGUUUUUGAAAGACCAGUGAGUAGACCGAAGCGUGCUAGGCUCGUUAAAUCAACCAAAAAUAAGUCAUCGUCGCAAAACAAUUUACCCGUCGACGAAGAAAUAAGAACACGUUCGCCGCAGCAAUCCUCCACAUCUCAAAAAAGAACACCAAGUCCAAAUCUACCAGUUACACCUUCCCGAUCAACGCCAUCAAGAAACAGAAGAACAAUGUCUAUGUCACCUAUGAAAGGAGCUUCUUACAAAGUACUUUUCACCGGAGAGAGAUCUGAAGUUCAUCGUAAAAUUGUCGCCAAACUAGGCGGUUCGGAAAUGGAAGAUCCAGAAAAAUGUUCCAUUUUGGUAACCGAUAAAGUACGAAGAACAUACAAAUUUCUUUGUUGUCUGGCACAAGGAAUUCCUAUUGUUUCGGUGGCUUGGCUAAAUGACAGUGGAAAGGCUCACCGUUUUCUAAACUGGGAAAAUUAUGUUUUGCAAGAUCCGACUGCUGAAGCAAAGUUCAAGUUCAAACUGAAAGAAAGUUUAGAGAAAGCAUCAACUCACAGACUAUUGGAAGGAUAUACGGUGCUUAUAACGCCACGUAUCACCCAACCUCCAGUCGCUGAAUUAAAGGGUAUGGUAAUAUCCAGUGGAGGAAAGCCUCUUGUCAAACCUACAACAAAGUGGCAAGAAAAUACUGUUAUAAUUACAAAGGAAGAUGACUUACAAAAUGCGAAGAAAUUCAUGGCUAAAGCUCCAAAAUCAGUAACCAUGCACUCCACAGAAUUUAUCUUAACAGGAAUUCUAAGGCAAGAAUUAAGCCUAGAAGAAUUUAAAUUAACAGUUUAAAUAUAUCUAAAUGUUUGUAGAAUUGCCACAUAAUUUAUUAUCGUUAAUUGUACAUGUAAUCGAGUUUUAUUAAUUUUUUUCAAAUGAACUGAUCGCGUAUAGAUAUUUUUUUUACAAACAAAACAAAGAUAUUUUAUUGGACAAGGCAAAAAGAAUAACUUUAAUUUUGUUCAAAAAGUGGAGAUCAUUCAGGAAAUGAAAAGUGCACUUCGUAUAUUUUGUGAAGUUAAAAUAUGUAACAUGUCGGUAAUUUAUAUUAGACAUAAAUGUAUUGAAAUAUUUUUAUCUUGUAAUGUAAUUAUUUGUAAUUAUUAUUGUAUAUAAUAUAAUAUUCAGUUUUCUAUACAUAAACAUCACAUGUUUUUUUGACCCAUACAAUUUUAUUAAUUACUAAUGGACAUGUUUGUGUACUCUAAUCUAAUAAGAUAUACAGAUAUAUACCAUGUUUUAAGCUAUUAUUUUCUGACUUGGUUGCUGCAUUUGAUGUAUGAUAAUUACUUAAGGGUGUGUGUGUGUGUGUGUGUAACACAAAGGUGUCUGUGACAUUACCCUAACAAAUACGUUUUUGUGGAUGAAAAAAAAACGAGGCGAUUCUUUAGUGUACUUAUUUGGUUGUAAAGUGGGCUCAAUUUGCUCCUGCCUGCCGUUUUUCUAUAAAAAAAGACUUAAAGAUUGCAAAAAUUUAAUAUGCUUAUGCUGUCCAAACAAUUCAAAUCAACAUUCGAUCUUGAUACUUAACUUUGAAUUGUAUUGACAUUUUCAUAACACAGUUACCAUGUCCGUAUCGAUGACGACUUUAAAUGUUUUUUUACGGCUCAAGCGUCGAAAAUUUUGCAAUUUUCAAUGAUCUUUUAUCAUGAAACGGUAAGGAGGAGCGACGAGCCCACUUCCCAGCCAAAUAUAUGUACGCCAAAGAAUCACCUCACAUAUUUUUCAUCUCCAAAAACGCUUGAAUGACGCAGAUACCCUUGUUUUUUCCGUUUACUAUUAUAUAUAAAUUCAACAUGUAAUGUUGGUGUACACGGAAAAACCUGUGAGCUUGCAUCUACGCCAACUUUGGUGUUCAAUCGUCACCAUGAAUUUAGUACUACCGCGUUUCUGAUGCUUUGGGCGUGCUACGCGCCCAAAACACUAAUCUUGAACGUGCGAGAACGAAAGUCGUCUCCUUUGGGCGAGUACGGCGCCCAAAACAAGCGCGCCGCGAGUUUUUUUUUCGAGAUCGCGCUACUAAUCCACCAUUUGGCGCUGCGGUGCGGCGACAAAGGACUGCUCCACGCCCCAGGGCUUUUCCGUGUAGAGAUUAUUUUUACGAGUAUUAUUACCUAAGGGUUUGGUAAGAGGAUAAAAAAAUAACAUUAUUUAUUUCGCUUUUUUUGUACUUUUUUAAAUACUUUUUAUUCUGUGUCUCACUAUACACAUACUCGUCCUGAUAAUAGGAAACUUUAGUUGAUUUCAAUCAAGAUUUACAAAACCUUGAAUAAAUCUUAGAAAAAAAAGUUUCUAGCAAAACUAACAACAAUUUAUACCGAAGAGACACUAAUGAGAUUAAAAGUUAAAUUAAUGAUGAUUUUAAUGAUGAUUUACUUGAAGUUUAGCGACUUGAACUAUAAAUAUCGUAUAAAUAACGCGAUCCUAACGUGUAAUAAUGCUUGACGCGAGAAGAAUGCAAAA